Pangasianodon hypophthalmus (striped catfish) is the source of this 4100-nucleotide messenger RNA. It is a transcript of the gene wnt11, whose product is annotated as wingless-type MMTV integration site family, member 11. NCBI's taxonomy places the organism in Eukaryota, Metazoa, Chordata, Actinopteri, Siluriformes, Pangasiidae. Gene Ontology annotation, cellular component: extracellular region. The transcript is spliced from 6 exons. The record is from RefSeq and is a predicted model, not a curated record. Gene Ontology annotation, biological process: canonical Wnt signaling pathway; cell fate commitment; neuron differentiation. The coding region runs from base 555 to 1619 and encodes 354 amino acids. Gene Ontology annotation, molecular function: frizzled binding; cytokine activity.
AGAGAGAGACAGACAGACAGAGAGAGAGAGAUAGACACAGAGAGAGAGAGAGAGAGACGGAGAGAGAGAGAGAGAGAGAGAGACAGACAGAGAGACAGAGAGAGAGAGAGAGAUAGAGAGAGAGAGAGAGAGAGAGACAGACAGAGAGACAGAGAGAGAGAGAGAGAUAGAGAGAGAGAGAGAGAGAGACUGCACCAGCUCGCGCUGUUCCGCUGCAGGAUUUGGUGAAUAAAGGGAAGAAUGGUGUUCGCUGUUUCAUUUCCCGGACGUGUUGCUCGGUUGAAGACCGGAUUAACGCGCGCGCACUAGCCCGGUUUAAACCCGUGAGUGGAUUAUAAAGGAAAUUUUUUUUUUUAAACUCCUGGAUUUUGCACACUGACCGGAUUUAAGCGUCUCCUCGCGCGCGCCGUUUCUGCUCCAAGCCGCUCGCUGUGAGCAGGAGAGACAGAGGGAGGAAAAGAGAAAGAGAAAGAGAGAAGCCGUCCGUGUCAUGGGCUCUGGCCUGUGAUCCUCGCCGCGAGCUUCCUGUCCCGAGACGCACCGAACUGAUCAGGAUGAAGAGCGAGUUUGUGUCGUUUCCGCUGUGCGCCGUCACGCUGCUCACGCUGGCUCUGUCGCAGCACUGCCUCGCCAUCCGAUGGCUGGCUUUAUCCCAGACGUCGGAGCACAUUAAUAAGACGCAGCAGUGUAAGUCGCUCCCCGGCCUGGUGUCGUCGCAGGCGCAGCUCUGCCGCACUAACCUGGAGCUCAUGCAGGUCAUCGUCCAGGCCGCACGUGAGGUCAAGAAGACGUGUCAGAAAACCUUCUCCGACAUGCGCUGGAACUGCUCGUCCAUCGAAGCUCCUAAAUACCUCCCGGACCUGGAGAGAGGAACGAGGGAGUCUGCGUUCGUGUACGCUCUCGCCGCCGCCGCUAUCAGCCACACCAUCGCUCGAGCGUGCACCAGCGGAGAUCUGAGGCUGUGUUCGUGCGGCCCGAUCCCAGGUGACACCCUCGAGCCCGGGCACAGGUGGGGCGGCUGCGCUGACAACCUCCACUACGGCCUCAACAUGGGAUCAAAGUUCUCAGACGCUCCCAUGAAGAUGAAGAAGAAAACUGGGUUACACCCGAACAAACUAAUGCACCUGCACAACAGUGAAGUGGGACGACAGGCCCUGAAGGAUGCACUGGUGAUGAAAUGUAAGUGUCACGGAGUCUCAGGCUCCUGCUCCAUCCGCACCUGUUGGCGAGGGCUACACGACCUGAAGGAAAUCGCUCAGGACCUGAAGACGAAGUACCUGUCGGCCACCAGAGUGAAGCACCAGCCUACAGGGACGCGCAAACAGCUCGUCCCCAAAGACAUCGACGUGCGACCGGUGCGAGAGAACGAGCUGGUGUACCUGCAGAGCUCGCCCGACUUCUGCGCCAAGAACGAAAAGAUGGGAUCCAUCGGCACUCAGGACAGGCAAUGCAACAAGACGUCGAGCGGGAGCGACAGCUGCGAUCUGAUGUGCUGCGGCCGAGGCUACAAUCCGUACACGGAGAAAGUGAUGGAGCGCUGCCACUGCAAGUACCACUGGUGCUGCUACGUCACCUGUAAGAAGUGUGAGAGGACUGUGGAGAGAUAUGUGUGUAAAUGAGUCUCACACACACACACACACACACAAACACACACACACACACACACACACACGCUGACGAUCCGAGCUGGAAUUCUCUCCACGUAUACGUCUAUAACACGUACACAUUUCUGCAUUGGGAAGCUCCGAUUAUCCGUCUUUAACCAAAAGCACUACACUUCAGAGAAAGCUGACGUUCGUUUUAACACCUUUUUUUUGUACUUUUUUUAUAUAUUUUUUUUUCCCAUGAACAAUUUUUUUUUUUUUUACAUUUUUUGUUUUUGGUAUGAAUUUUGCUCAAAACUCUGACCAACCCAGAGACUGGACUAUUUUGCAUUUUCCAAACUUUUUUUUUUUUUUUUUUUCUUACAGUGACACAAUGACCGGGCAUUCUUUUCCUUUCUUUCUUUCUUUUCUUUUUUUUUUUUUUUAAUGCAUUUCAUAUCUGGAGUUUUAUUCUUAUAUGAUAGUCAAGGAGAAUUGUUUGUUUUGUUUUGUUUUGUAUUAAUAUUACAAAAUACAGUGCAGUGACUGGGACUAUUUUGCAUUUUACAAACUUUUUUUUUUUUAACGACAAACCAUCUGUCCUUUUUUAUUAUUUUUUUUAAGCAUUUCUUAUAUCCGGAUAUCAAGAGUUUAUUUUCUUAUAUGAUGUUCUAAAAUAAAAGUUUUAUUUUUUGAUUUUUUUUUUGGUAUAUGUAUUGCACAAAAAAAACCAAAAAAAAAAACCCAACAGCCCAGAGAUCCGACUAUUUUACACUUUAUUUUUCCAAAUGUUUCAUUUCAACUUUUUUUUUUUUUUUUAAUCCGGCCAUCCUAAAGAGAACUCUGUGAUUCUUUUAACGCGCAGCUUAUAUCCAAAGUUUAUUUUCUUGUAUGAUAUUCACAGAGAAAUGUUUUAUUUUAUUUUUGUUUCUUUUUUUGUGAAAAAACAAACCAGAGAUCAGACUUUUUUGCCUUUUUUUUUUUUUUUAAACAAUGACCAGCCAUUCUAAAGAGAACUUUAUGUAGUUUUUUAAAAAGCACAUCUUAUACCUGGAUAUUAAAGGUUUAUUUUCUUAAACAAUACUCAAGGAGAAAUGUUUGUUUUUGGUAUAAAUAUUGCAAAAAAACAUCAACAACAACAACAACAAAACCCAGAGUUUUUUUGGACCAGUUUGCAUUUUUCCAAUUUUUUUUUUCUUGUACUAAGGAGAACUUUUCCAUAAUUUUUAUCUUGUAAAAGCAUAUCUUAUAUCUGGAUAUGGAGAGUUUAUUUUCCUGUACGAUACUCGGCAUCCCUCUGUAACGGUGCCUGGAUCUCUCUUCUGGAAAUGGACACGCUUCAAGUGGAUUCCAGUUUCGAUUUCUGGGAAAUUAGCACGCUUUGGUGGACGGUGCUUUGUUUUUUAUUUUAUUUUUGCAAGAAUGCGAGUGUUUAAUGGACGAAUAAGAAAGACUGAACCAGACGUGAACUUGUGAAAUGGCUUCUGUGUCUCGGUCUGAGUAGUCCACAAAUAUGAUUUUAAUGGGAGAAAAUAUCCGCAUUUAUAUAUUUAUCCUCAGCAGGAUGGUCGGACUGUAUGUGUUUUAUUCCUAGAUUUUAAUCCACCGUGCAGAAGUUUUUCUUCAAAAUAAUAAUAAUAAUAAUAAUAAUAAUAAUAAUAAUAAUAAUAAUAAACUACAACCAGCACCACAUCAUGAACCACUUAUCUGUGGAUGUACAUACUGUCCUUUUUGUAUGCUGAAUUAAAAAAAAAAGAAAUAUUUAUAGAGUAAUUAAAGAUUCUUUACCAGAAUUUUACCUAGUUCUGCUUUUUCUUUUACUUUCCGAGUGUUGUUUUAGCUCAGGAAUGAUUGAGGACGUUGUGGUGGGUUGCAGGUUUAAAUGGUCAGCAUUACUGUAAUCAAUUUAAGUUGCCUCUCUUGAACAAAUACAAUUCAUCACAAUUUGGCCUGAUGCUAGUAUAAAUCAGCUGAAGCUUGCUACGAGGCCAAGGAGCGGCCGCUUAAAAUGCUAACAACCCUGGGAAAGUGUUUAGAAAUACAGUGGGAAUAAGAACGACGGGUGUUUCAGAAAAGCUUUUCCUGUGUUCUUGCUGUUAGACGCCUGUAUGUUCGGUAUGGAUAAUCUUUCAUGGAUACACUCUUAGAAAUAACAGGUCCAGGGCUCUUUGGUUUGGUCCAAUGUGGAAACCCUCAGUAUACUCUGAGGAGGAAAAAAUGUGCCAAGGGAAAUUUAGUAUUUUUAAUUUAGCGAUGAAUAAAAAUGAACAGAUGAAUAAAGACUGAAGUACCAUGCAACAUCAAUUAACACAGACUCGCAUUUUCUUCCCAUGUUUUCAAAUCAAUCACUUGGGCUUUAAAUUUUUAUUCGGAGUGUUUUAAGGUUAAACUGUAGACAAACUUGACUGUUAACAUGAACAAUCAAUUAACACUUUUGUAUCAAAAAGGAACUUACCCUGUUUUUUUUCCUCCAUUGUGGAGAUUUAGAGCUGCGCAAUAAACUGUAAUAAAUCGCAA